GUGGCCUUCUCCUUCCCGAGGCCUGGCCCGACUCCCCGCGUGGCCACCGUAUCGAUACCACACGGGGCACAGCGAGGCACCGACUCUGCACCCGCGGAGCCCUCCCUGUUGGGGGGGGGUCCCAGUAUGUGCUGCCUGGCCUCCGGGAGGGGCUUGCACGGGGCAUCCCGGACCCUGAGGCGCAGGGGCGGUUCUGCCGUGGCCUGGACUCGGCCCACGGAGGCCUCGGGCGGAGGAGGCUGGAAAGGAGGCCAGGCGGCGGGAAAGGGGGUAUGAUUCAUCCCGAGGAGCCCGAAUCAGAAACGCCGCAAUCUGGGAACAGCCUUGCUUGGGACGACAGGAGAGCCUGGAGGGGAGUCCGUCUGGCGAGGUCCUGUCCCCAUUACUGGCAGUCCCCUGCCUCCUACCCCGGACCUAGCCUGGCUGCUGGGGGAGGGGGCCCUCAAUCCUGGACGAGUCCGCCGCCGCCUCCUCCUCUUUUGUGACUGGCUGCUCUUUUGGUCUUCCCAGAGUCUAGCUCAAGUCUCUCCUGCUGCAGCUCCAGUGCUGACUGAAGAAGUCUGGAAGGAGGGGGCGGGCGAGGAGAGGCCGUAGUCGGUGAGUGACACCCCCUCCUUCCUACGCUGCGAGCUCCCCGGACGACCGCGCCAUGACGGCCGGGAGCCCCGGAGACCGCGGGGAGGUGCGCAGGAGCCCCGAGGGCCGCGUCUCCCGCCUGGGCCGCCGCCUGGGCCGCCGCCGGCGCCCGCGCUCCCCGCCGGAGCCGCUGCGGGUACGGGCGCGGCUGCGGCUGCGCUCGCCGUCGGGGGCGUUCGCAGCGCUGGGCGCGCUCGUGGUCCUGGUGGGCAUGGGCAUCGCCGUGGCCGGAUACUGGCCGCACCGCGCCGCCGCCCCGGGACCCCGGGCAGCCAACGCCAGCUCGCCCCGGGUCAGCGAAAUCCGACGCGAGGGUCGCGGCGCCGGCCGGGCCCACGGGCCACAUGAGCGGCUGCGGCUGCUCGGACCGGUCAUCAUGGGCGUCGGCCUGUUCGUGUUCAUCUGCGCCAACACGCUCCUGUACGAGAACCGAGACCUGGAGACGCGACGGCUCCGACAGGGGGUGCUGCGGGCCCAGGCCCUGCGGCCGCCCGACGGCCCCGCCUGGGACUGCGCGCUCCUGCCCAGCCCGGGCCCCAGGACUCCCGGAGCCGUCGGCUGCGCCGAGCCAGACAACUGGGACUUGUCCCCGCAUCGGGGAACCUCACCCGUCCCGUCGGUGCGGAGCCUGCGUUCAGAACCCGCCAAUCCUCGCUUGGGGCUACCCGCCCUGCUCAACAGCUAUCCAUUGAAGGGCCCAGGGCUGCCCCCACCCUGGGGUGCACGAACCCAGACUGGCCACGUGAUCAUCACGGUGCAGCCCUCGGGUUCCUGCAUCGAACAUUCCAAGUCUCUGGAUCUAGGCUUUGGGGAACUCCUCCUGGGGGCCCCAGCAGCUCGGGACUGUGCUCACCGAAGCUGGCCACGGCUGGAUCGGCUCAGUCUAGGAGGAUAUGCCAAACUGGGAGGAGAGCACUUGGGGGCCCGGGUCUGAGGAGCAGGGGACAACCUGCUGUGAGACUGCAGCACAGUUAGCAGGACCGGAGGACCACAAGUCCAGAAGUUAGCAGCUGGUUCAGGCAUAUCGCCGGCCAGGACGGAUGCUCCUGACCACAGAGAGCUGCUAAGGCCUCCUGACCUGCAUGUGGGUAGAGAAAUGCCAGCUGCACUGGGCUCCAUGAGCCCCAGAGGGUGUUUCAGUGUGGAGUGUGGAGAGCAGCAGGACUCAGCCUCAGGAAUUUCUUCAGCCCCAUAUGUGGCCUUAGCCCUGGACAGGUACCUGAGGACUGUAGGUCCGGGCCGGAAGGAUCAGGAGACGCACCGGGUGUCUGGUGGGCAAGAAUCCCUAAGACUCGGGAGGUAGGUUGGAAUGCUUCAGGCCGGGACAAGCCGGCUUCAAGGUGGGAGUGGUGAUGUGGUUGAAAACUCUGGGAUAAUGGGCAAAUAGGGUGGGGAGGAACUGAGCCUGUAACUCCCACACCUGAAGCCCUGUCUUCCUGCAGCCACGCGGGAUCUGUCCCAGCAGGGCUACCUACUGCCAGAGCCCUGAUCCUGAGGUCAGACCCUUCCCCUGGAGGCAGGUCUGGGAAGCCCCUUCUUCACUUCUAUCUGGCCUAUGCUGCAAAAUCUUUCUCCAGUUGGCAGAACACACUUGCUACAACCCUGGAGCCGCAUUCUGGCCAGUGUGGCUAGCACGCUUUAGGCAGCAGCUUCAGUUCAGGUCUCCACUCUCCAGGGGAGCUGCUGCUAGAAGAAAUAUUUAAAUAUGGGCCAGUUUUAGCAGUCGAGUUUUUUUUUUUUUUUUUAAGUUUAUUGAAAAAUGCAAUACAAGAAGCAAGACCAAAUACGUAUCUAAACACUACAACCACUUUUCUUCCUAUGAAAGACCAAAACAGCAGACCUGAUUAUUGCCUAUUUCACCUAAGGAUUUACCAAUAUGAUUCUGCUGCCCGUCGUUCCCAUUUUGUCAAGAAAUGUAAACAACUACUUGAUAUGAUCCUUAAUUUUAAAAAAAUUUACAAAGCUCCUUCAUUUUUGUCAUCAAAAUAAUACAUUUGAGAGAGAUUUGUAAAAACAACAAGCCUGGGGCUGAGACCCUAGGCAGAGAUUUCCAUAAGCGUUGAGGGGUGUCAGCCAGGCCACAGCUCCAUGGCUCAAUUUUCCAAGGUGGACUGGGUUCUUCAGCUUUCACUGGCUCUGUAUCCCCCAGAAAGCACUGCUGGCCUGGGGGAGGGGCAAGACACCCCAUGGGUCCUUGGAGUAGGUCCCCUGGGGCUUCAGUUUGGGAAUAUAGGUCUUGCUUUGUGGGUGGGUGGCAGAGAUCUCAUGUGGUUUGAAGGAAAUCUACUUCUGAAGUAAAAAUAAAAUUGCAGUGAGAGUUGUUA
Molecule: messenger RNA, 2960 nt
Organism: Jaculus jaculus (lesser Egyptian jerboa)
Lineage: Eukaryota; Metazoa; Chordata; Mammalia; Rodentia; Dipodidae
Gene: Tmem200b
Product: transmembrane protein 200B
Exons: 2
Coding region: 650-1570 (306 amino acids)
Source: RefSeq, a predicted model, not a curated record